AUGGACGCAGUGCUGCUAGAGCACUUUCCCGGGGGUCUGGACACCUUCCCGUCUCCCUAUUUCGACGAGGAGGACUUCUUCACUGACCAGUCCUCUCGGGACCCUCUGGAGGACGGAGAUGAGCUGCUGGCGGACGAGCAGGCCGAGGUGGAGUUCCUCAGCCACCAGCUCCACGAGUACUGCUACCGCGACGGGGCGUGCCUGCUACUGCAGUCCGCGCCCUCUGCGGCCCCGCACGCUCUAGCCCCGUUGCCCUCUGGGGGCUCCGGGGAGCUGGAGGACCGCGGUGGCUACUGCUGCGAGGCGGGGGCGCCCCCCGGCGGCUUCCCCUUCUCACCUGGCUCCCCGCCCUCGUGCCUGGCCUAUCCGUGCGCCGGGGCGGCUGUCUUGUCCCCUGCGUCUAGGCUGCGUGGCCUGAGUGGGGCGGCGGCGGCCGCCGCACGGCGGCGGCGGCGAGUGCGCUCUGAGGCGGAGCUACAGCAGCUGAGACAAGCGGCCAAUGUGCGCGAGCGGCGACGCAUGCAGUCCAUCAACGAUGCCUUCGAGGGGCUGCGCUCGCACAUCCCCACGCUGCCCUAUGAGAAACGCCUUUCCAAGGUGGACACGCUGCGCCUGGCCAUCGGCUACAUUAACUUCCUCAGCGAGCUCGUGCAGGCCGACCUGCCACUGCGCGGCGGCGGCGCGGGCGGCUGCGGGGGUCCUGGCGGCGGCGGCCGCCUGGGCGGAGACAGCCGGGGCAGUCAGGCUCAAAAGGUCAUCAUCUGCCAUCGGGGGACUCGGUCCCCCUCCCCCAGCGACCCAGAUUAUGGCCUCCCUCCCCUUGCAGGACACUCGCUUUCAUGGACAGAUGAAAAACAGCUUAAAGAACAAAAUAUUAUCCGAACAGCCAAAGUGUGGACCCCAGAGGACCCCCGAAAACUCAACAGCAAAUCUUCCCUCAACGACAUAGAAAAUGAACCCCCCUUUGAGUUUGUGUCCUGAUAAAUCCCGGAUUUGGCUGAAGAUCUGGUUACGUGUCUGUGCAUAUUGUACAUGUGAAUAUGAUGAAAAUGUAAUUUAAGAAUCAGUUUUUUUUCUAAUGGCAAUCAACUGUUUGUUAUUUAUCUAUUUAUUAUUCUGUUGAGUUAAUGAAAUAGAUUAUGUUUUUAAGUAUAUAAUUUAUAUAAUUUAUCCUGAUUUUCUAAAAAUAUGCAAUAGCCUGUGAUUCCACAGCACCUUUGGCAGAACUCUGCAUUGUUGGAAGACCUCUGCCUGAAAACAUCAUGCUAAUUUAUUGCCAGAUAUGAUACUAAGUCUUGUUAAUAAAUGCUAUUUACACUUUUUUCU
This is a messenger RNA of Orycteropus afer afer, 1326 nucleotides long. It is a transcript of the gene PTF1A, whose product is annotated as pancreas associated transcription factor 1a. Gene Ontology annotation, molecular function: protein dimerization activity; DNA-binding transcription factor activity, RNA polymerase II-specific; RNA polymerase II transcription regulatory region sequence-specific DNA binding. Gene Ontology annotation, biological process: developmental process; regulation of transcription by RNA polymerase II. The record is from RefSeq and is a predicted model, not a curated record. NCBI's taxonomy places the organism in Eukaryota, Metazoa, Chordata, Mammalia, Tubulidentata, Orycteropodidae.